Molecule: messenger RNA, 345 nt
Organism: Periophthalmus magnuspinnatus
Lineage: Eukaryota; Metazoa; Chordata; Actinopteri; Gobiiformes; Gobiidae
Product: neuropeptide FF receptor 1-like
Exons: 2
Coding region: 1-345 (114 amino acids)
Biological process (GO): G protein-coupled receptor signaling pathway
Cellular component (GO): membrane
Molecular function (GO): peptide binding; neuropeptide receptor activity
Source: RefSeq, a predicted model, not a curated record
AUGGGGAAUGAGGAAGCAAUGGAGUUUGAUGGUUCAGCCUCCUCUGCAGCACUGGCCAACUCCAGCAUGGAUUCUGUCAUCAACAUCACCAAUAUUACCUUCUUUCCCUAUUACCAGCACACCAUGUACGUGGCAGCCACCUACAUCCUGGCCUAUUUCUUCAUCUUUAUGCUGUGCAUGGUGGGAAACCUCCUGGUGUGUCUAAUUGUGCUGGAGAACCGCAGGAUGAGGACAGUAACCAACCUGUUUAUUUUGAACCUGGCCAUCUCAGACCUGCUGGUGGGCAUCUUCUGUGUGCCCACUACUCUGGUGGACAACCUCAUCACAGGUGCUCGAGCUACCUGA